Molecule: messenger RNA, 1252 nt
Organism: Prunus avium (sweet cherry)
Lineage: Eukaryota; Viridiplantae; Streptophyta; Magnoliopsida; Rosales; Rosaceae
Source: RefSeq, a predicted model, not a curated record
UUUAAAGGAGAAAAAAAUAAUGAAAAAUGGCGCAAGUGAAACUGAAAACCCUAAACAUUUUAGGUAUAAAAGCAACGCAACACUCAUUUGCCCCAACCCUAAACCCUCACAUCGCAUUCCCCCCUUCCCAUCUCACUCCCCCACUCUCUCUAAAAUGGCCGCCGCAGCUGCAGCAGCUCGUCCCCUAGUCACCGUCCAAACCCUAGAUGGCGACAUGGCCACUGACCAGUGCCAAACCGUCGCCUUACCCGACGUCAUGAAAGCGUCCAUCCGCCCAGACAUCGUCACCUUCGUCCACGCAAACAUCUCAAAGAACAGCAGGCAACCCUACGCCGUUUCGAAGAAGGCCGGCCACCAGACCUCCGCCGAGUCUUGGGGUACCGGACGCGCCGUCUCACGUAUCCCACGUGUCCCCGGCGGCGGGACUCACCGCGCUGGGCAGGGAGCAUUCGGAAACAUGUGCCGUGGUGGUCGCAUGUUCGCUCCCACCAAGAUCUGGCGCCGCUGGCACCGCAAGAUCAAUGUGAACCAGAAGCGAUAUGCCAUCGUUUCGGCCAUUGCCGCAUCCGCCGUGCCUUCUCUGGUUUUGGCCAGGGGACACAAAAUUGAGACCGUCCCAGAGCUUCCCUUGGUCGUCAGCGACUCUGCUGAGGGCGUUGAGAAGACCUCGGCGGCUCUGAAGCUUCUGAAGCAGAUCGGGGCUUACGCUGACGCCGAAAAGGCCAAGGACAGCCACGCAAUCCGACCCGGAAAGGGGAAGAUGAGGAACCGGAGGUACAUCAACCGCAAGGGCCCGCUCAUUGUGUACGGAACUGAAGGGGCCAAGCUGGUGAAGGCCUUCAGGAACAUUCCUGGCGUCGACAUUAUCAAUGUUGAGAGGCUUAACCUGCUUAAGCUCGCUCCGGGUGGUCAUCUGGGUCGUUUUGUCAUCUGGACCAAAUCGGCUUUUGAGAAGCUGGACUCUAUUUACGGGUCGUUUGAUAAGGUUUCGGAGAAGAAGAAGGGCUACGUGUUGCCCAGGUCGAAGAUGGUGAAUGCUGACUUGGCGAGGAUUAUCAACUCUGAUGAAGUUCAGUCUGUGGUUAGGCCAAUCAAGAAGGAGUUCAAGAGGGCACCUCUGAAGAAGAACCCAUUGAAGAAUCUCAACACUCUUCUGAAGUUGAACCCUUACGCUAAAACUGCUAGGAGGAUGGCUCUUUUGGCCGAAGAGCAGCGGGUGAAAGCUAAGAAGGAGAAGCUUGACAAUCUCUAA